AUGAAGUACUUGGUGGUCCUCGCUGUUAUCGCUGUGGUUUUUGCUGCUGAGGAGGCGAAAGACGAAGAGAGGCCGAAGACCUUCAGAAGGCUGAUCCCGGCUGACGUUUUAAGAGGAGUGCUCAUGACAGUAUUAUUGUUACCGGACCUGACUGCGACAGAAGACGUUGUAUUAAUAGGUACUCAUUUAUAUCUAUGUCUGACUCUCAGUCAAUAUUGCAAUGGGCAAAAGACACUGCAUGAAAUUAAUAAAAUUAUCAAGAUCAAUAUCCUGCGGUUUCCCAAGACACUUCCCCGGCAUGUGCUUCGCUUCGACCCGCUGUGCGACCGUCGAGCCCGGCAACACCUGGGACCUGGCUCCCUUCUGCGGCCGCAGCACCUGCGUCGUCAGCGAAGACACGCCACCAAGGCUGCUGGAGCUGACAAGACCAACAAGACCGCGCCUUUCCCUGGCUGUUGUCCGAUCUUCACAUGCGAAGAUGGUGCCAAGUUGGAGUACCCCGAACUCCCAACUCCACCCCCAGAAGAGGAGAAGAAGGAAGAAGAGAAGCCCAAGGCCUAA
This is a messenger RNA of Chilo suppressalis (striped riceborer), 561 nucleotides long. The record is from the annotation of a GenBank genome assembly. Lineage: Eukaryota; Metazoa; Arthropoda; Insecta; Lepidoptera; Crambidae.